GGCUGCGGCAGUGCGCCCAACAGCGGACUCCGAGACCGGCGGACCUCGGCGAACCGCGCUCGCUCUCAACCACUCACCCACCACUCUUGGAACCAUGGCGGCAGUGGCGGCAGCUUCAGCUGAGCUGCUCAUCAUCGGCUGGUACAUUUUCCGCGUGCUACUGCAGGUGUUCCUGGAAUGCUGCAUUUACUGGGUAGGAUUCGCUUUUCGGAAUCCUCCAGGGACACAGCCCAUUGCGAGAAGUGUUCAGGUACUCUCUGCAGAAGCUGGCGUACACGGUGUCGAGGACCGGGCGGCAGGUGUUGGGAGAGCGCCGGCAGCGAGCCCCCAACUGAGGCCCCAACCCCCAGCCCUGGGCGGCCGCGUCACCAGGUGCUCCUGUGCUUCUCGGCCAGCAUGGGAGCCAGUGCCGCGCAGGAAUGGGGGGUCCCCUGUGCUCUCUCGCCAGAGGAGCAUUUGCCAAGGUCAGUGAGGGGCCGGUAGGCCCCCGGAGAAGCAGCACCGACAAUGACGACAAUACCAGAUCCCUUCCAAACCCCUUUGCGCCCCUCUGACCACUGGGUGGGGUAGAGGGAGGAGGGGGGUGGGGGGAGCAGACCCCCGAGAUCUGGGCACAGGCAGUGCAUUCUGAUCUGGACCAAGUCGGGACAACGCCAACCCAGCCCCGCAGCCAUGGCCAUGCCAGCAGGCCCCACCACAGAGAUCCAGACAACCAUACCAGCCAGCAGAAUGGACAUUCCAUCAUCACCAGCGGAAGCCCUGAAUCUCGAUGCAGCAGACAAGGCGCCAACUGCGUGCCUGUGUGGCGGGACUGGAGGGCAAGAGUGAGGGAAGAGGGUUAAGAAAUAGAGUGGGGCCCUCUCACUGUCCCUUGCCUACAACACGUGCAUUCCAGCCUUGCUGCCUUUGCUCCCUCGAUUCCCCUUCCCCCCCCCCCCGCCACUGCCUUCUAAGCCCACCCCAAAGAAAUGUCACUAAAUUUGGACUUAUUCAACCAGUAAAUGAGUCCCAUCUUUACUAAAACACCUUCUCCGAGCCCCUAGCCCCUCACUGAUCUUGCUUUCCCUGGUCUCACGCAGUUGUGGUCAAUAUUGUGGUAAUCGCUAAUUGUACUGAUUGUAUAAGUGUGCAUUAGUUGUCUCCCCAGCUAGAUUGUAAGCUCCUGGAGGACAGGGACCACCUCUACAAAAAAUAAAAAACCAGUACCUCCCCCAUCUCGCACAGUGUCCUAGGACCCUGCGGGGUGGUGGAGGUGCACCAAA
Molecule: messenger RNA, 1262 nt
Organism: Panthera uncia (snow leopard)
Lineage: Eukaryota; Metazoa; Chordata; Mammalia; Carnivora; Felidae
Gene: NNAT
Product: neuronatin
Exons: 3
Coding region: 95-472 (125 amino acids)
Biological process (GO): positive regulation of insulin secretion; brain development
Cellular component (GO): cytoplasm
Source: RefSeq, a predicted model, not a curated record